AUGUGGAAAAAUGAAAAAAAUGAAAUAAAAGAACAAUGGAUGAAUGGAAAUGGGCGAAUGAAAAGAAAAUCAAAAUCCAACGCUAAUGAAGAAAUUAAUAAUUUGACUUGGGAGUGGUUUGCAAGUGCUAUAGCAAAAAAUAUACCUAUUUUUGGACCAAUUAUACAGACUAAAGCACGCCAAAUUGCUGAACAAAUGUCAAUCACCGAAUUUAAAGCAUCAAAUACCUGGUUGGAAAGUUUUAAAAAUAGACAUAAAAUUGUUUAUCAUCAAAUUUGCGGAGAAUUUGAAAAACCUCUAGUUAUAGGCAAAUCACAAAAACCCAGAUGCUUCAAAAAAUUUCCCAUAAUUUGGCGAGCUAAUAAUAAAGCAUGGAUGACUGGAAGUAUAAUGGAAGAUUGGUUCAACAUUCAACAAUAA
This is a messenger RNA of Metopolophium dirhodum (rose-grain aphid), 420 nucleotides long. RefSeq names its product tigger transposable element-derived protein 4-like. Gene Ontology annotation, molecular function: DNA binding. The transcript is spliced from 3 exons. The coding region runs from base 1 to 420 and encodes 139 amino acids. Gene Ontology annotation, cellular component: nucleus. Lineage: Eukaryota; Metazoa; Arthropoda; Insecta; Hemiptera; Aphididae. The record is from RefSeq and is a predicted model, not a curated record.